Xenia sp. Carnegie-2017 is the source of this 663-nucleotide messenger RNA. RefSeq names its product calmodulin-like. Bases 105 to 530 code for a protein of 141 amino acids. NCBI's taxonomy places the organism in Eukaryota, Metazoa, Cnidaria, Anthozoa, Malacalcyonacea, Xeniidae. Gene Ontology annotation, molecular function: calcium ion binding; enzyme regulator activity. The record is from RefSeq and is a predicted model, not a curated record. The transcript is spliced from 5 exons.
AUAUUUAAAGAGACGUGCCUCUCCCCAAAGACAGUUCUAGGUUGUCGCUGAAGCAAUCUUCUUAUUUGGUCACCAGCAAGUUCGUUCAACGUCAACUAAAUAAAAUGUCUUUCACACAAGCUGAUGUCGACGAAGCGUUCAAAAUGUUCGAUAAAAAUGGUGACGGAACGAUUUCUGUUGGUGAACUUAAAGCUGCUUUGGCGGCUGUUGGCCAAUGCCACUCUGACGAGGAAAUUCAACAAAUGAUUAAAGCCGCUGACGUUGAUGCAAGUGGUAGCCUCUCAAAGCAGGAGUUCAAAAAAGUUUUGAUUGAAGGUGAUCCUAAUAUUAAAGAAAUAAAGGAAGCCUUUAAAGUAUUUGAUUCUGAUGGAAGUGGCUACAUUACUCAUGAUGAACUGAAGAAAGCAAUGAAGGAUACAGGUGUCAAACUUACUGAUUCAGAAAUUGACGAAAUGAUUGCUGCAGCUGAUACAGACAGAGAUGGAAAGGUUAAUUUUGAAGAGUUCAAGAAAAUGAUGUGCGGAGCUUAAGUCCUUCAUAAACAGUUACUGUAAUGUUUUACUGUUUUCUAUCAUCAAUUAGCUGCGUUUAGUUAGCAAUAGUUAAAAUCCAAACAUUGAAUUUCUUCGACUUAACCAUUAAACAAUGUUAUUUAUUAACAAA